CAAAUGAAAUAUACACUUUAAAAAGUUGCUUUUCUGUCUUAAUUAAUUUUUUAAUUUUUGACGUAAAUGACAAUUAAAUUACUAUGUGUAGUUUGUUUCUCUGCGUAUAAUUUUUAAUGCGCGUCAAACAUUAAAAAUCUUAUUCUUAUCAGUUCUUAACAAUUCAAGUAGAAAAUAUAAGAGAUUUAAUUUAUAUGAGAAGAAAAAAUCGUCUGUUUGUCUACAUGACAUUUAGUUAGGAUAAGGAUGACAGUUUUGCAUAAAUCAAGAGGUUAUAUCCUUGAACAUUAUAUAAAUUUAUGCUGUUACUGUGCAAAGUAGCAAUGAUGAAAGAGUACAAAGUUUGCCCAAAUCAUCCAAAUACGAGAACACUUUGGAAACGGGACGGAUCGAAUAAUUAUGGUCGGUUCAAAGUCUGCAACACGAAUAAUCGGGCAACUCAUUUAUGUGAUCAUGUCAAUGAGUUUCAUUUUGUUCGGCAUACGCGGCAGAACAGUGAGAGAAACAUGGCAACACGUCAAACUUUUAAGAUAGAGACGUUUUCAAGACGUUUUGGCAACUAUGCUUUUUUUUACAUUUUUUACAUUGGUAACUCAUCCAUUUCUGCGCUUGAUAUUGAAAGUAUGGAAUAUAAAAUUAUAGCCUGCUCUUACACGUGUUAACAUGUCAAAUGACAUGAACAACGCGAUGUGAUUGUUAUUUGUUUUCAACUGAUUUAUAUGUUUAAUGUUUAAUGUGUAAUUAUUAAUUUAUUAAUUAUUUAUUACGACUAAAAUAAAAUAAAUAUUUAUUUCUUACUUACAUAGCAGUUAUUACAAAAUAUGUUUGAAAUGAUAACCAUUGAUAUCUAAAUAUUUUUAUAUUUUAUAAUUUUUAAAAAAAUGUUUUAUAUUACUUUAAUCUUUAAUCUUACUUAUACUUACUAAUAUUACUUAUACUUUAAUCUUAAAUCUUUUAUGUUACUUAACAUCAUGCAGUGUACAUUCUUGACAAUUCGUUUACGUAUGUUUUCAGCGAUUGUUGGUCCAUGAAUGUAGAUUAUUUUUUAGAAUUGGCUACAAAGAAAAGAAGACUUAAUUUGUUCAAAUCUGGUGAAUGGGUUGGCAAAUGAAUUGGUUCACCCUCGAGAGGGAAAACGUUAG
Heterotrigona itama is the source of this 1142-nucleotide messenger RNA. The record is from the annotation of a GenBank genome assembly. NCBI's taxonomy places the organism in Eukaryota, Metazoa, Arthropoda, Insecta, Hymenoptera, Apidae.